Homarus americanus (American lobster) is the source of this 1436-nucleotide messenger RNA. RefSeq lists its product as uncharacterized. Gene Ontology annotation, cellular component: membrane. The coding region runs from base 378 to 881 and encodes 167 amino acids. Lineage: Eukaryota; Metazoa; Arthropoda; Malacostraca; Decapoda; Nephropidae. The transcript has 4 exons. The record is from RefSeq and is a predicted model, not a curated record.
AGCUGGUCACUCACACGGAGGUACUGGUGGUAGGGUGUACGCCAUCAACUGGUUAACUAGUGACUAUAGACUCCUGUCGGCAUAUGAGAGGAAAAAUACUUCGUAGAUCCUGCGAUGAACAGCGAUCUGGAGAGUGAGAAUGUAACGUGUCCAGCCUCCUAUCACUGCCAGCUGAACAUCGAGGCCUAACAUUUAAACAACAAAGUAGUCUAAAUUCUAAACCAUAAAUUCAAUCAGUGCUUCAUCAUCUUGGGACAACUUUCAUGUCAGCGUCGCUGGUCUAUGGGUUUUUAAGUGGGUGUGGUGGUGUCAGAGUGGUGUUAUUGUCCCAAGGGUGACAACACAGUGCUGGAGGAGUUUUAACAUAAAGCAGAAGGAUGGAAAUCUACCGUCGAAGCCAGUUCGUUGUGUCACCGCCAGCUAUCCUUAAAAUUAUUGAGAUGGUGGUGCUGGUGACGGGAAUGGUGCUGUUUAUGGUGAGCAACAAAUGUGAUAGCAACGCCAGCUACGUGACAUUGUUCGUGUUGCCGUGUGGGGUGUGUGUGGCCCUCACCCUCGUCUCUUACAUCACCGCCAUGCUGGUGCUGGCCGGAGGCAGGAACCCCCUCACUACCCCUACCUGGGUCAAGGGCGACGUGAUCUUCAACGUGGCAGCCCUGGUGUUGAUGGUGGUAGGGUCCAUCAUUACGCUUACCAACCAGGCCUGCUCCAAUACCUCCAUCACCGUGGCAGCCAUUGCCAUGGGGCUCAUCAGCGCAAUUUUGUUCGCUACUAGCGCUGCCACCACCUACCUCUUGCUGACGCGACACCAUGAACAGGUGAAGGAAUCGCAGCGGGAACAACUGGAGAACCGUCGUGUUACGCUCAGUGUCAUUGCUUAGUUAUCCUUCUGCCACAGUGACCUAAUAAUGUGAUAGCGUAGCAGUUCAGCUGUCAGUGUAAUAGUGUAGUGGUUCAUCUAGCAGUGUAAUAGUUCAUCUGUCAGUGUAAUAGUGUAGUGGUUCAUCUAGCAGUGUAAUAGUGUAGUGGUUCAUCUGUCAGUGUAAUAGUGUAGUAGUUCAUUGUAACAGUACCAUGAUUUUAGAAUAAAUUAAUUUUAUUUUCGAGAAAAUAUGUAUGAAAAUUCAAUUGAGAAACAGAGAGCUUGUCCAAAUGUUCCCACUCAAACUGACCAAUGACAGUGUGAGGGCCUUAAGCCUGAACCAAUAGGGAGAACCUGUGAGGCAUGAUGUCAUGAACAUGUGGCUUCAUAUGUCACCAGGAUUUAACAUGACGAGGUAAUACAGUAUAAGUAAGCACACUUUAGGUUUCACGAAAUGUAUUGUGAUUCAUGUGACUUCAUGUGACCCGUUUCACUAGCUAGGAGAAUAGGUUUAUUGUUUUGAAGUGUAAUUGUCAAUCUUAAUAUAGUUUUCAAUAAAAACAGUAACCAAUAA